AUGUUUUCGUCCAAAAUUUUAGGCAUAACAUCUGAGGCACCUCAAAAAUUAGAUUCAUUGUCAAAAUUGUGGUUGACCCAUGUUGAUAAUGAUUUUGAUCGAAAUGAUGAAAUAUUAUUAACAAGAACAGCUGCGUUAGUAACACCUGUUCAAGAAAAUAAUGAAAAUAUAUUAAUGAAACGAACGUUACUGUCUAAUUUAGUCCCGUUGUUAUGUCAAAAUGCAUUAGAUUCUAAAAAAUUACAGUUAUGUGAACGUUAG
This is a messenger RNA of Didymodactylos carnosus, 261 nucleotides long. NCBI's taxonomy places the organism in Eukaryota, Metazoa, Rotifera, Eurotatoria, Philodinida, Philodinidae. The record is from the annotation of a GenBank genome assembly.